Molecule: messenger RNA, 5392 nt
Organism: Colossoma macropomum (tambaqui)
Lineage: Eukaryota; Metazoa; Chordata; Actinopteri; Characiformes; Serrasalmidae
Product: formin-2
Biological process (GO): intracellular transport; actin nucleation
Cellular component (GO): actin filament; cytoplasm; endoplasmic reticulum membrane
Molecular function (GO): microtubule binding
Source: RefSeq, a predicted model, not a curated record
ACUCCAUACAGUCAAGCACUCUCUGCUGUCUUUCUUUCCUCCUUUCUUUUCUUCUGUCUCUCUCGCUCUCUCUGGGAUCCGGUCAGCAGUUUAAAGCGGCAAAGGCAGUGCAGACCCCACAAGCUUUCCCCUUUCCUCCAUCUCUACUGAGUGAAUCCGAGGCACAUUCAGGUGUGUGCAUCUAAGGCAAGAUGCAGACCAUUCGGACCAUAGAGACGCAGCUUCCUAUGCUGCAAGAGAGCUUUCACUCGUCUCCCUUUAGAGAACGGGAUCGAGAAAGGAGAAAAAGCAGCCUCACAAACCUCAUUAGGAAACAGCAACAACUGCAACAACGUCAGCAACUGCAGAGAGAGUCCUAUCAGAAACUAGAAGAAGUUGGUGCCCCACUGGGUUGCGUUGAGCAUCCUCGGCUUGCUCGCUCAUCCAGCAGCCCAGUCUGCGAGUCAGCAGAACUAGCAGAUGUCCGAGGGAGGGGGAGAGAGAGAGAGCGAGAGAACACGAGAGAUGACACGAGAGAGGGAGAGGCGUGCCUAGAUCCGUCUUCCGCCGUGGCAUCACGGCAUGCAUCAUCGCAACAGCUGUGCCCGAGUGUGGAGAGAGGGAGAGGGAGGGGGGGAUUACAGAGGGAGGGAGAGAGAGAGAAAGGGAGCGAGGAGAGAGAGAGGGAGCAGCAGCAAAAGCAGCAGCAGAGGGAGAGCAAGCAUGAGCAAGAACGCUCUCAGCAUGGCUUGAUUGCUAAGGGGGUUCGCCUGCUGAGGAACAUGGGCAACCAGGAGGCCAAGCAGAAAAGGGCAGAGACAGUUAAGGAUGGUCUUGAUGAUAGAGACCCCGAAAGCUCAAAAAAGAGCAAGCCAAAGUCCCAGGGCAAAGCCGGAAAGUGGUCCAGCGACUCAGCCAAGAAGAAACCCAAGACGGAAAGCUCCAAGAGUUCCGUCUUCUCCAGCAUCCGCAUCCGGAAGGGGCUCUCGCGCAAGACAGUGUCUAGAGAAGAUGUGCUGGAUGAGGGAACAGGGAUUCAAGGCACUGACCGCUUCCAGUCGGCUGAUGAUUUUGAGGGUCUCAAACUUCACAGUGAUCUGGAAAGAGAUAAACUGGCAGCAGGAAGCAGGGAAUCAACCAUGGAUACCACAGAAGAAGAUGGGUCAGGGUCUGAUACAGAUCUCUACAGUUUCCACUCAGCCACGGAGGCUCAGGACCUGCUGGCUGACAUCCAGAGGACCAUCAGCCUACAUCAUCAGCCUCUAAAAGGGGAUGGCAUAGUGGGGGAGAAAGGAUGGAGGUCAGGGGACCUCACGGAUGGAGAGGGUCAGACUCAACUUGAGUGUCAAGUUGAGAUCAGGCGGGAUGUGGCGGCAGAAGGUGGACGGGACAAGAGUGAAGAUGGAUGUCAUGAAGACCAGACUGCAGUAGCUUCUUGUGCUGCAGAAACAGAUAGUAAACUGAUACCCCACUCUUAUUCAGGGGACUUUGGAGUUGGAGGAACUGAAAGUAAAACUGCACCUGCAUCACUGGAAAGUCCUAAUGGCCUUCAAAGUGUCACUAAAACUGUGAGCAACUACAGCAUCCAGGAUACCGCAACAACCAGCACGUCCUACGAGAGCGCUGAGGAGCGCUUGGGGGAGAGUUCCUCUCUGUCCUCUCAGGUUGAGGAGUAUCCCCACGGCCUGAGUCAGAGUCUGGAGGUCAGCCUAAGCUCAGCUGAGCAGCUUGGGGACCUCAGGCCUAAAGUCAGCCGAGUGAUUUUUGUGCCGCAAAAGAGUGUGAGCAGUGUGGACCUGAAUAUAGAGCGCUGUGAAGAUGAUGACAUCAGCGUGGAAGAGGAAGGGCCGGGGACGUCACUGACCCAGUGGUUGUCUGAGAGUCUUUUAGGCCCAGGGGCAUGGCCCCGGAGGACCUCCAGUGCAUCCACUGGAGUCAAACCCUACCCCACCAUCCAGCCGUCCUACGUGAAGACGACUACUAGGCAGCUUUCUUCUCCUCCACAUUCUCCUGGCCCAAGCCCCAGGUGCCUCCGUAGAGCGAGCCAAGAGCUAAGCCAGGGGUCAGUUCAGAGGUCAUUCAGAGCUGAGAAGUGGAGAGCCCAAAGACAGCGCUCUUGCAGCAUUGCAGGCACGGCAGGUUUUCACGGCAACUGGGACAGGACUGUAAAUGGGCGGUCUGAGCUUGCCGAAAGGGGGUUCCUGACCCUCGGACCCCACCGGGUAUCCUCCUGUUUCCAGGCAAACUCUGGAGCCUCAUUUCAGGAUGUGUUUUCAGGCCGCACUCUGUUAGAGCGGUGUUGUAUGCUGUCAGGUGCUGGUGAGGAUGAUGACGAUGAUGAAGCUGAGAGGUUUUGCUCACGGAUUCUGGCUCUUGGGAUUCUGCAGCCCUUCAGUGACUGCUUCAGGGAGCCGACCACAGGAAGUGAUGCAGCCAGCAAACCCGCUUUCAAUAAGGAGCAGUUGUACACUUGGGCUCCACUGGGUCACCCUGAGGCAAGAACACCCGGAAGAUUACAGACCCUGUGGCCCCCAGCGUCCAGUACAUCUGAGAAUGAAUCCACUCCAGGAUCCGGGGCUGUUUCAGAUGGGAAUUCCGCAUCAAUCAAGCAACUGGAGCGGACGAUCAAGGAGUUACAAGAGAAGAUAAGCCAGCUGGAGAAAGAUCUCGAACCUUCAUGUACCUCAGAGGAGAGAGUGGCAGCAAAGACAGAAAAUGGGUUGAGCCUCAACCUCGGACAUGUGUUCUAUAAGGCUAACGGACAGAAGUCUCCGCGAGAGGCGAAAUCGGUCCAAACUUCUCCGGUCAAGGAGGCCUUUCAUUCCGCAGUGCCUUUAUCCAACCAAUCACGGACUAUGACUGAUGGUGCCACUUCACCAAUGACACAAUCCUAUGUAUGCACUUGCCAAAGGCUACAACGGGAUCAGCCUGCGCUACCACAAGCCCCGCCCCUUUCUGCUCCCCCGCCUCCUCCACCUGCACUGACUGGUUCAGGUGUAUCCUCAGGCCCGCCCCCUCCCCCUCCCCCUCCUCCUCCUCCUCCUCCUCCCCCACCAUUGGCACCAGGGGUGUCAGUACCACCCCCACCACCACCACCACCUUUACCCGGGCAUAGUCUGUGCCCACCUCCCCCUCCUCCAGGGUUUGGACCCCCACCUCCACCUCCUCCUCCUCCAGGCUUUGCACCUCCUCCUCCUCCUCCAGGAUUAGGACCACCACCACCUCCUCCUCCUCCUCCAGGAUUAGGACCACCACCUCCUCCUCCCCCUCCGGGUUUCGGACCGCCACCUCCACCUCCAGGUCCAGCAGGUCCCCCUCCGCCCCCUCUGGGUUUGACGUCGCUGGGCAUGGUUCAGGAAGCCACCCCUUUGAAGGCAGUCAUAGAGCCUCCACGGCCCAUGAAGCCUCUGUACUGGACCAGAAUACAGCUGCAUGCCAAAAAAGAGCCAAACACUCUGCUGGUGUGGGAGAAGGUGGAGGAGCCACAUGUGGAUUUUGAGGAGUUUGUGGAGCUGUUUGCCAAAAGUGCAGUGAAAGAAAAGAAGAAGCCCAUUUCUGACACCAUUACCAAGUCAAAGGCCAAACAGGUGGUGAAGUUGUUGAGUAAUAAGCGAUCUCAGGCUGUCGGGAUUUUGAUGUCCAGUCUGCAUUUGGAUAUGAAAGACAUUCAGCAUGCCAUCCUGAACAUGGACAACACUGUGGUGGAUCUGGAGACGCUUCAGGCUCUGUUUGAGAACCGUGCUCAGAAAGAGGAGAUGGAUCAGAUCGAGAGACACAUCAAGUCCAACGCAGAGAAGGAGAACGCCAAACCUCUGGACAAGCCUGAACAGUUCCUGCUGCAGCUGGCGGAGGUCCCUCAGUUUUCUGGGCGUGUUUUCUGCAUUCUGUUCCAGUCCACCUUCACCGAGUGCAUCUCCAACGUCCAGCGCAAAAUCCACCUGCUGCAGCGGGUCUGCACGACUCUGAAGUCUGGUGAAGGUGUUCUGCAGGUUCUUGGGCUGGUUCUGGCAUUGGGCAACUUCAUGAACGGAGGGAACAGGAGCAGAGGGCAGGCGGACGGCUUCACUCUGGACAUCCUUCCUAAACUCAAAGACGUCAAAAGCAGUGAUAACUCCCAGAGUCUUCUGUCCUUCAUUGUUGCUUACUAUCUGCGACACUUUGAUGAGGAUGCAGGUAGAGAGACUUGUGUGUAUCCACUCCCGGAGCCUCAGGACCUUUUCCAGGCAUCCCAAAUGAAGUUUGAUGAUUUUCAGAGAGAUCUACGCAAACUACGUAAAGACCUUAAUGCCUGCUCGUCUGAGACGGUGAAGGUGUGUGCUGCGUCCUCAGAGGAACAUCUGCAGCCGUUUAAAGACAAAAUGGAGCAGUUCCUUACUCGGGCCAGAACUGAACUGGAGGACCAGGAAAAACAUCUGGCGGACACUCAGAAGAGCUUUGUGGAGCUGAGCUUGUUUUUCUCAGUGAAGCCUAAGCAGGGGGAGAAGGAGGUCUCUCCAAACACCUUAUUCUCCCUGUGGCACGAGUUCUCCACCGACUUUAAAGACCUGUGGAAGAGGGAGAAUAAACUUCUGCUGAAGGAACGGCUGAAAGCUGCAGAGGAAACAAUCAAACAGGCCAGAGAGAAAUCCGCCUACAGCGUCAAACCCAAGCACGCUUCUGGAAUAAAAGCCAAACUGGGGCAGAAGAUGUGAAGCAUGGCCAUGUGGAGGAGUGUGGUGGCCAUUCAGGACUCUGGCUCAUGCACAAUGUAAUGUCCAUCACAAUCAGAACGACUGUUUUAUAUCUGCUGAAGUAGCAGUGGACUCUUCUCAAACCUUUUUUUAUGUCUGAACUCAUUGUACCGGUGUUUUAACUGAACCUGAGAAAGUGGAUGGCAGUUCACAUUGCAGUUAGGGAUGCACCGAAAUUUCGCUCACCAAAACAUUUCCAGCCAAAACUGGUCAGAAGUGACACUUUUGGAAAUUUUUGCUGAGUAAAAAGUAUCAAAUACAAUGAAGCAUCAGAAUCAAACAAAUAAUGUAAUGGUAAUAAAUUAUAAAUAGCAAUAAAAAAAAACGCUUGUUUUCUGGUCAACAAAGAUGCAUUCCAACAGUUUGAGCAGCAGCAGAUCAACAGUGAAACACAAACACUGUAGCUUAGGCCUGAGUUCUGUACGCUCUUUAGCUUCCAUGCUUUUAGCCUUGAUUGACAAAACAAAAUUUAAUGGAAAUCACAUAAAUAAUAUUGAGUAACUAAAAUCUGUGGUAACUCUCGUUUUUAAAUUGUUAUUACAAAAUACGUGCUUUGGUUAGAUCCUGCUAGUGUGGGUUUCUGACUGUUUCCUCUCUAAAUGAAGCUAAAGCGACUUGCGUGCUAACAGCGCCACCUGCUGGAGAAGCGCAAGACUGCUAGGUGAAAGCUCCGAAGCCACGCC